Messenger RNA from Daktulosphaira vitifoliae (grape phylloxera), 1441 nucleotides. RefSeq lists its product as uncharacterized. The record is from RefSeq and is a predicted model, not a curated record. The transcript is spliced from 6 exons. The coding region runs from base 425 to 1441 and encodes 338 amino acids. NCBI's taxonomy places the organism in Eukaryota, Metazoa, Arthropoda, Insecta, Hemiptera, Phylloxeridae.
CUUUUUAUCAAUAUUAUAUCGAUUACAUAAUUUUUUUAUAUUAAUAAAGAGUUCAUUGAUACAACAAUUUCAAUUGUCAUUUGGAAAAUACGCUUGUCAUUUAUACAAAAUUAACUUAACGGUGUAUCAAAGCAUCAGCUAGCAUUACAUUUGACCUGUUACUUGUUUAAAUACACAACUGUGCAGUGUUAAAAAAUAAAGAACAAAUUAAAAUUUUUAGGAGAACUUACUUAGAAAACAAGAUGCAAUGAUUGUGGCCAAGGUUUUACUCUAUUAACAAGAUUUAGGAGACAUGUCAUGAGACAUCAUCAAAAUAAUCCAAGUAGUUCUCUUAGUAGCAGGAAUAUUGUUUUAGAUUCAACACAUAAUAGCAAUUGCUAUCCUAUUAAUUUUAACGUCCCUUCUACAUCUUCAGAUUCUUCAAAUGUAUCAGUUAGAACAACAAAUUUUGGAAAGAUUCCCAUCUGAGAAACUGGAGUAUUAUAGAACUUCUAAACGGGGUAAAAUCUAUAAUAAGUAUUACAAUUUAGCAACGUCAUUUAAAGUUGUAUCUGGACCUCUUGGAACGGCAGACAAGAAAUCACCUGUCAAUUCUGAAAAGUUUAGUAGACAUUCAAAAUGCUCAGAACCAGAGGUAGAUUCAGAGAACUAUAUAAAAAUAUUAAAAUAUGACAAUUUAAGUAAUGAGGAAUUUGACCGAACAUGGCAGGCAUGUUUUAAUUCACGCCUUGAUUUUAUAAAAAAGUAUACAACAAAAGACAUCUUUGAUAAAUGGCCAGCAUAUAAAACAGCAAAUGGUUACCGUUUAAUUGACAUGGACUUUGAGGCUGCUUUUGAAAAAAAAGGCGACCUUUUAGAAAAUUGGGAAAAAAAUAUUAGUAAAUUGUUGUUAUUCCUUUCUUUUAAUUCUAACGUUAAAGACAAAAAUGUAAGAAAACUUAUUGAAAUUAUCAGAAUGAACAAUCAAAUAUCUGAAAACGGAAGAGAUGCUGCUAUUAUUUGGGCACUGCAUGGGUAUUUUGUACCAACUAAUAAACUUGUUAAGAUUGACCCAAAAACAAAGCAGAAAACAACUAUAAAAUUCACUAUUCGAGAUUCACAAGAAUCCGUUAUUUUUGUUGGAUCUACAAUUCAAAUGGUCGAAGACCAUAUUGAAAACUUGAAAAAAUCAAAAAAAUCAAUCCAGCCCACUAUAUUUUGUAUUGGAGAAAAUAUAACAUCAAUUAAUGAGAUUUUCCUAUAUUUGGAUGGCGUUAGAUAUAUUUUUAAAAGUAUCAUAAAAGCUCUUGAUAUUUGUUUUAAAUCCAUUUAUUUAUUUGAUUUUAAAUUUCCGGAUGAAUCUGUAAUAUUUUAUUCUUUUUUGGAAUAUUUUUUUUAUGAUUUCAUAGAUAAGCUAAGUUUUCCUAAAGUACAUGUAUUGGAACAAUACUUAAAUAAUUAA